AUGGAACAGAGUCUAGAAGAUAAGAAAAAAGGAAAAUCAACUAAAGCAGGAGAUGAAACAAGUCGUAUUCGAAUGAAGAAAACAUUACACAAACAUCUCACAGACCUUAUGAAUGCUAUGGGAAAGAAGAUGACAUUAAAUGAAUUAGUGGAAAUAUUAUGUGAUGAUUUUAUUAAACAUGGAGACACUAAUAAACGAUGGACAUUAAAUAAACCAACUCAAUCAUCAAAUGUAAGUGCAUUAGGAAAAGAAUUUUAUUUAUCAGAACAAUACUACAAAUUACUGUUUGAAGGAUUAUAUUAA
Messenger RNA from Entamoeba histolytica HM-1:IMSS, 303 nucleotides. RefSeq lists its product as uncharacterized. The transcript has a single exon. Lineage: Eukaryota; Evosea; Mastigamoebida; Endamoebidae. The record is from RefSeq and is a predicted model, not a curated record. The coding region runs from base 1 to 303 and encodes 100 amino acids.